Messenger RNA from Fimicolochytrium jonesii, 1956 nucleotides. RefSeq lists its product as uncharacterized. The record is from RefSeq and is a predicted model, not a curated record. NCBI's taxonomy places the organism in Eukaryota, Fungi, Chytridiomycota, Chytridiomycetes, Spizellomycetales, Powellomycetaceae. Bases 1 to 1956 code for a protein of 651 amino acids. The transcript is spliced from 7 exons.
AUGUCAUCACACCAGGCGCUCCAGGGGCACCUGUGGUGUGGCUUCUUUACCGGAGUUACCACACCACGGCGGAAGAGGAGGAAGGUUACUCCGGUUACCCCGCGGUUGCCCAUACGUCUGCCAACCGCUGUGCAGACACCAUUGCAACCCCCGCGAUUCGAGUUCCCACCUUCUGUCCAUCGCCACUUGCCCCAAGCAAUUGCAGACAUGAUUAGGGAGAGUUCCGGCGAGAGUUCCGGCGAUGAAGACGGGCAGCAGCACCAGCAGCGAGGGCUUUCACCCGUGGACAGGGGUCUGCAGCGUCCGUUGAGCCUCCCCGCUCCCAAUCCUUUCCUUUUUCCCAGCACACCGGGCGGAUCCCUGGUGUAUGAACCACCACCACCACCGCCACCACCACCAGUUCAACGACCCCGCCCGCAGACACAUGCCAGCACCAAGGUUUCGCUUCACCGAAUUCAUAAUCAAAAUCAAAAUCAAGUUCAGAGGGAGCGCCUGACAACAUUCAUCGGCAAUGUUCACGUCCUUGCGCGCCACACCACCUUCUUUCUCAAGUACUACCUUGCUGAUCAUCCUCUACACGAUUUCCCGGACAUCACCGACAAGCACAUCAGUGUGAUAUUUGAGCUGCUAAAUAACCCAGGCUACAAUGGCAAUCCAGUCAUCGCGCAAGAGUUACGUCCACGGGUUCAAGACUACUGUGAUGUUCACGGAUUCGCCCCCAUCCGCAUGCGGAAUUGCCAACAGACCGCAGCGUACACGGCUACGUGCAUCCUCACAAACCUCAAAGUCAACGUACAAGAGCAUUUCAUGCAAAUGUUUCUGCGCUAUGUCAAAGAAAGGAUUGGUUUGGAGCAAGUCAUACUGCAUCUCCGGAGAGCGCAGCGGCGACACUAUUAUCGGCGUGUGCGUCAAUUUACAAAGUAUGCGACGUUUGAAGAGUUUACAACCAAAGAGGAGUUUGCGCGCCUCACACGACUUGAGUGGACCGUCCUCAAUGAGUUAUGGGCUCUGUUUCCUCCCCAGGAUGAGCCGCUUGCGUACAGCCUUGCGGUGGACGCAAUGCCAUAUUUAGGUGCCUAUUGUGAGCUCUCACGCCUCUAUGAGUGCCGUGGAAUGCGGCUGUUUUCGGCCAUCCCGCCGCGCAAAUCUCGAAUCCAGUCAUCUGUUCGGAUCGACAUAAAGAUCCUAGCCACUCAUAUCCUGGGCUUGACCCACCGUCGCAUGAGGAAAUUCACCGAUGAACGCAAGCGGGAGCUGUGGGGGCAGUUUCUCAAUGUGAAUGACAAGAUCUUCAAGCAUCGAAAGAAGCUUGGUCUCAAGUUCGAUGGGUCAAUCAGCACAAACGGGUAUUCCGUUACCAUCCACUUCAAGAAGCCAGGGCUCAAGUAUGGCCAUCAGGCGCGGAAGCGCAGCCAGGCCCAAAUGCGGGAAGAAGUCAACCAGCUGUAUUUUGAGCACCACAUUGCCGAACUAAGGGACGCUUCAAACAUCAUCAGCAUUGAUCCGGGCAAGCGUGACCUCUUAUACACAUCCAAUCAACGGGCGGUCGAGACAAAGUCUCGGUACUUUCAAAGAGACAUGACAGAGCAAAAGAUCAAUGCGGGCAUCGCUGAGAUGGAAUCACAUAUUCCGUCGCACAAGAGCAUGAACAUCGAGGCGUUCUCAGCGUUCAUUGUGGAUUACGAACAUGCAGAUCCCGCCCUGGAUGAGUUUUACCAGGAUGAGAUUCACGUGGCUCGCAGAUUCAAGGCGUUCUCACUGCGGCAAAAGUCUGAGAGCAAGCUCAUCAAGAACAUGCGACGCCUGUAUGGAAAGCAUUUUGUGGUCAUCUUGGGUGGUUGGAGCGACGCUGGAAAGACCAUGCGCUUCCAGGAGUCGUCAAAGACCAAAGGGGGAGUGACUAUCAUUGACUCCGCACACUCUUCGCAAGAAACAACAUUCCAUGUUACUUGCUAG